Molecule: messenger RNA, 1739 nt
Organism: Betta splendens (Siamese fighting fish)
Lineage: Eukaryota; Metazoa; Chordata; Actinopteri; Anabantiformes; Osphronemidae
Product: cholesterol 25-hydroxylase-like protein
Exons: 1
Coding region: 359-1204 (281 amino acids)
Biological process (GO): cholesterol metabolic process; sterol biosynthetic process
Molecular function (GO): iron ion binding; C-4 methylsterol oxidase activity; steroid hydroxylase activity
Source: RefSeq, a predicted model, not a curated record
CGACUGCAGGAGGAGCAAGGGGCACAGACUGAAUACAAGAGGAUGUUUGUUGGGUGCAUUAAUAAUGUUGAGUAGGAAGAGAGAAGAAAUAAUGAUGAAAACAGUGAAGUAUUUUCAUUCCUUGGCCCACACAGUUACAGCUGCUCUGCAUCUUGACUGUGACCUUGAAGGUCCCACGGAUUAUAAUAUUUAUGAACAGCUGCCAAUAACACUGUUGCUGUAGUGAUGACAACAGCAUUGGAAAUGAACUUCCCGCGAAUAUAUGAAUCAUCUACAAAACACAAAACUGCUAAAGCGUUAUUUGGCAGCAUCGCGUCGUGCAAACGCCGCAGGAAGCGCAUUUUAAGGACGUUGUGCAAUGUCACGGCAGCGCAUCCCUUCAGUACCAGUGCAGCGCUGUGGAAGGAUGACAGACGCGGAGAGCGGACACUUCAUGCAGGCGGCGUGGGACGCGGUGAAAGGACGCCGGGGCCUCCUGCAGUCGGCGUUCUUCCCGGUGGGCUUCUCUCUGACCGUGUACCUCAGCUGCUGUCUGCCCUACCUGUGUCUGGACUGGCUCUGCCCCAGGGUGGCCCUGCUACGUCGCUUCAAGAUCCUGCCCCACAGCAAAGUGACCCGCGCGCUCGUCUGGCGGUGCUUUUGCAAAAUAGUCUCCAACCACGUCUGCUUGGUUUUCCCGCUGUCCCUCGUCCACUGGUACUGGAACCCGAUCACCCUCCCGCCGCUGGCCCCGGGGGUCCCGUCCGUGGCGGCGGGCGUGCUGGCCUGCCUUCUCCUCUUCGACACGCAGUACUUCUUCUGGCACCUGCUCCACCACAAGGCGCCGUGGCUCUACCACUUCGCCCACAGGGAGCACCACCUCCACACGGCCACCUUCUCCCUGAUGACAGAGGACACGGGCGCGUGGGAGCUGCUGAGCCUCGGCUUCUUCUCCACGCUCAACGCCGCGCUGCUGGGCUGCCAUCCGCUCACCCAGAUGCUGUUCUUCGUGGCCAACAUCUACCUGUCUGUGGAGGCUCACUCGGGCUACGACUUCCCCUGGUCCCCGCACAGACUGGUGCCCUUCGGCCUCUACGGAGGCGCUCGCCACCACAGCCUCCACCACAUCAGCCUCAAGGUGAACUACGCGCCGUACUUCACUCACUGGGACAGACUUCUGGGCACGCUGAGGACGGACGACAUGAACAAACAGAAACGCCUGUAGGAGGAGGUGAUAAUCUGAGUGUCUGGAGGAUGUUUAUCUGUAUUUUCUAUCAAGCAGGUAGAUGUAUUAAAAUUGACAAGGAAUCAAAUCUGCAACAAUGUAUCUAUUUUAGAUCAUUUCUCUUAACAUAAUAAGCAGCAUCUGUCCUUUUUCUUGGUUUUCUACUUCUAGAUUAUUCUAAUGUGCUACAAAUACCUCAUAAUAGAACAAAUUAUUUGUGUGAAAUUGAACCAGAAGGGAUGUUUCUGUAGCAGUAUUAAGGAUGUGUCUGAUUGUCUGUAGAUCUUUCAAGAGUUCAGUUACAAGCGGUGUCUGGGUGCUGUUACAUUACAAAGCAGGGUUCUGUUCUGCACUAUGGGAUGUUAAAGGUGAACGAGGACACAGUGAUACCAGUGUCGCAAUGAUGAGAAAUGAAAGCAGACAUGGUAAUGAGCCCAACUGGAACAAUUGGGCUUAAGUUUGUUUCCUUCCUCACACAUUUUACAUUAGGUCUUUUUAUGGUGAUUUAAAGCGUUUUUAUUUUUCAGAUCCCCAA